GCGCAGCGCAGGCGCACUUCCGCUUAUCCCGCGGAGGCUGUGGCCGCCGUGGCUGUAGUCGCGGUGGCGUCUUCUUCGCGGGGCAUGGUCCCCGGGUCCGAGGGCCCGGCCCGCGCCGGGGGCCUGGUGGCUGACGUGGUGUUUGUGAUUGAGGGCACGGCCAACCUGGGGCCCUACUUCGAGGGGCUGCGCAAACACUACCUGCUGCCGGCCAUCGAGUAUUUUAAUGGUGGUCCUCCUGCCGAGACGGACUUCGGGGGAGACUAUGGAGGCACCCAGUACAGCCUCGUGGUGUUCAACACGGUGGACUGCGCUCCUGAGUCUUACGUCCAGUGUCACGCUCCCACCAGCAGUGCCUAUGAGUUUGUCACCUGGCUCGAUGGCAUUAAGUUCAUGGGCGGGGGUGGCGAGAGCUGCAGCCUCAUCGCCGAAGGCCUCAGCACGGCCCUGCAGCUGUUUGAUGACUUCAAGAAGAUGCGGGAGCAGAUCGGCCAGACCCACCGCGUGUGCCUCCUCAUCUGUAACUCGCCCCCGUACCUGCUGCCUGCGGUGGAGAGCACCACCUACUCCGGGUGCACGACGGAGAGUCUCGUGCAGAAGAUUGGGGAGCGAGGCAUCCACUUCUCCAUCGUGUCUCCUCGGAAGCUGCCUGCCCUGCGGCUUCUGUUUGAAAAGGCCGCUCCCCCCGCCAUGCUGGAGCCACUGCAGCCACCAGCCGAUGUGAGCCAGGACCCCCGGCACAUGGUGCUGGUGCGGGGGCUGGUGCUGCCAGUUGGGGGUGGCUCCGCCCCAGGCCCUCUGCAGCCAAAGCAGCCUGUCCCCCUGCCACCAGCUCCAGCCUCAGGUGCCGCGCUCUCGGCAGCACCCCAGCAGCCUCUGCCCCCCGUGCCCCAGCAGUACCAGGUCCCUGGGAACCUGAGUGCGGCUCAGGUGGCUGCCCAGAACGCAGUGGAGGCCGCCAAGAACCAGAAGGCCGGGCUGGGCCCGCGCUUCUCGCCCAUCAACCCCCUCCAGCAGGCGGCUCCAGGUGUGGGUCCCCCCUUCAGCCAGGCCCAGGCCCCUUCGCUGCCCCAGGGGCCCCCUGGUGCCCCCAAGCCGUCCCCCUCUUCCCAGCCCAGCCUGGUUUCCACAGUGGCCCCCGGUCAGGGCCUGGCUCCUGCUGCACAGCCAGGGGCACCGUCCAUGGCAGGCACCGUGGCCCAGGGCGGGGUGAGCGGCCCGUCCGCAGCCCAGCUGGGGGCCUCCGCGCUGGGCGCGCAGCAGUCGGUCUCCAACAAGCUCCUGGCCUGGAGCGGGGUGCUCGAGUGGCAGGAGAAGCCCAAACCUGCCUCCGUGGAUGCCAACACCAAGCUGACGAGGUCACUGCCUUGCCAGGUCUACGUGAAUCAAGGCGAGAACCUGAAAACGGAGCAGUGGCCCCAGAAGCUGAUCAUGCAGCUCAUCCCCCAGCAGCUGCUGACCACACUGGGCCCUUUGUUCCGGAACUCGAGGAUGGUCCAGUUUCAUUUCACCAACAAGGACCUGGAGUCCCUCAAAGGCCUCUACCGCAUCAUGGGCAACGGCUUUGCCGGCUGCGUGCACUUCCCCCACACGGCCCCGUGCGAGGUGCGCGUGCUCAUGCUGCUGUACUCGUCCAAGAAGAAGAUCUUCAUGGGCCUCAUCCCCUACGACCAGAGCGGCUUUGUCAACGGCAUCCGGCAGGUCAUCACCAACCACAAGCAGGUUCAGCAGCAGAAGCUGGAGCAGCAGCGUGGGAUGGGGGCACAGCAGGCACCCCCUGGGCUGGGCCCCAUUCUGGAGGACCCGGCAAGGCCCUCGCAGAAUCUGCUCCAGCUCCGCCCACCGCAGCCCCAGCCCCAGGGCGCCGUGGGGGCUCCUGCUGCAGCGGGGCAGCCCCAGGCCCAGGGCGCUGCCCAGGCCCCACCAGGCGCUUCCCAAGGCCCUCCUGGAGCAGCUCCCGGACCAUCCCCUUCUGGACCUAUCCUUCGGCCCCAGAAUCCUGGGGCCAACCCCCAACUGCGGAGCCUCCUCCUCAACCCACCGCCGCCCCAGACCGGGGUGCCCCCGCCACAGUCCUCCCUCCACCACCUCCAGCCACCGGGGGCCCCUCCACUGCUGCCACCAUCUCAUCAGGGCCUGGGGCAACCCCAGCUGGGCCCCCCGCUUCUGCACCCGCCACCCACCCAGUCCUGGCCUGCCCAGCUUCCCCCACGGGCGCCUCUGCCAGUGACACAACCAAAGAGAGAACGAGAGGGCCCCGUGUUUCGAAAAAAAUGGGAGCGAGACUAUUUCUUUGUGGAAGUGAAGAGCAUGCCUACGUGUUUAAUAUGCAAAAAAAUCAUGUCUGUGUUGAAAGAGUACAACCUGAAGCGCCACUACGAAUCAAAGCACAGUAAGAGCUUCGACCAGUACACGGAGCAGAUGCGGGACGCGCUCCUCACCGAGCUGAAAAAGGGCCUGACGGCUCAGUAGGGCCUGGUGGCCAGCGGGGGACACCACCUGGCCGCUGCACGCAGAGAGACUUCCCUGGGCGUUAAGGCCUCCCGCUGACAGCGAGUUGACAAAGCAGCGGAACGGCGGGCCCUGCACGGAGACACUCACCUGUUCAGGCCACAGCUGCAGGCGCCGAUGUGCGCCGAUGUGCACCGCACGUCGUGUGGGAGAGGGAGCAGGAGACUGGCAAGUCCAGCUGCUCGAAAGCGGCAAGUGGGUCGUGGCCUCUUCCGUCCCCACGCGUGAACCGUUCCCACAGCUGGCUUUAUUUAUUUGUGAGGUUGAGGAUUCCUGUGUGACCGAAGCAGCCUGUGACACGGUGCCCAGGCGGGCCCGGCACCGGCGUGUGUGUGUGUGCUGGCGGGAACAUUUUCCAGAGGUCGCAAUGCCGGAGCGCAGCUGCACACUGGCGUGGUGACCCGGUGAUCUGUCUCAGGGGGACUUGUCAGUGCACCUCGAGCCAAGCUGGCAGCAUUUGGCGAGGACACAGAAGUUCGGUGAUUGUGUCCAUAGCCUGGACUUGCACUGUGUUGAGAGAGUGUGAGGAACACACUGUGAACGUCCUCGACGGGCUUCUGUACUUGAAUCUAGGACAGGUGGAUGGUGAACUUGACCCAGCGUAUCCCACAGAAGCUCUGUGACCUGGAUGUCACGUGGUGAUGUGGAAGAAGUCGGACCUGCUGAAACCCAUUUACCGGGUUCUUUUCACGAGAGGCAAGAGCCACACCUUGAUUCCCCUGAGGAGGUCAGUCAAAGACUUCAGGUCAAGGUUUUGACCCUUCCGAACACUGUUAUUUUUCCACAAGGACAUUCACAAAUAGCUACUUGAAUGUAUGUGAGUUUGCCCAGUCCUGGCAAAAAUGGGGAGGCCAACAUUCUGACUCCACUUCCUUUGCCGUGGUUGGUUCCCUGAAACAGAACACACGGCUCAGACCGAGUUCACCUGAAUCGUGGGGUUAACGACCAGGUUCCCCCGAGGGCUCCCUGCGUCCGGACUCCGUGACGACGCACCAGUCCUGUCCAGUUUGCCUUUGUCGCUGGGUGGCGGCAGCGUGAGUGCAGACCGCAAAGAGCAGUUACUGACUCCGGCGCAGUGGGCGUGGUCUCCCCGCGGGGCCCUUCGCAGGGAUCUCGGCCCUGCACUCCGCAGUGGGCGCCCCGAACCUCCGAGCCUGCGGCUUCCUGUGAUGAAACCGAGUCGCAGGCCACCGCACUCCGGGGGUUCCGGGCUGGGUUCCCUGGUGCCCAUCCUGCCGCGCCACCGGGGCCCGACGCAGACAACUCGGGGGCGGCGGGAUGCCCUCAGCCUCCCAGCCUCCACUCAGAGGAGCGAGAGAAACUACGAAAAGAGAAAAUUUUAAUAAGGAAAUCUCUCUAUUUUUCAACUUGUAUUUUUUCAACUUGGAAUUUGAGAUAUGAGCUCCAGUACCAACCGUCCUUGUGUUUUGUUCUGUGCGUUCACCGCAGUUCAGUAAAGAUGCAGUUUGAUCGUA
Artibeus jamaicensis (Jamaican fruit-eating bat) is the source of this 3986-nucleotide messenger RNA. It is a transcript of the gene MED25, whose product is annotated as mediator complex subunit 25. Gene Ontology annotation, cellular component: mediator complex; transcription regulator complex. The transcript is spliced from 18 exons. NCBI's taxonomy places the organism in Eukaryota, Metazoa, Chordata, Mammalia, Chiroptera, Phyllostomidae. The record is from RefSeq and is a predicted model, not a curated record. Bases 85 to 2472 code for a protein of 795 amino acids. Gene Ontology annotation, biological process: positive regulation of transcription by RNA polymerase II.